Messenger RNA from Boleophthalmus pectinirostris (great blue-spotted mudskipper), 4522 nucleotides. RefSeq names its product cold shock domain containing E1, RNA-binding (gene csde1). The coding region runs from base 816 to 3269 and encodes 817 amino acids. The transcript has 20 exons. The record is from RefSeq and is a predicted model, not a curated record. NCBI's taxonomy places the organism in Eukaryota, Metazoa, Chordata, Actinopteri, Gobiiformes, Gobiidae. Gene Ontology annotation, molecular function: nucleic acid binding.
CAGUUGAUAACAGGAUUUGAACUCUCUUGUGUAUUGACACUCUUUGGUUGGGUUAGUGUUGGCAAAUCUCGCGCUAGCAGCCUCCAUAAUCACUACGUAAUGUGCCGUGCUGCUUCUAGCGGCGCUGGUGACAGUGCUGAAAGCUGUUGGGUAUGAAGUGAAACGGAAUAGAAUUUUUGUACCAUCCGCAACUGCUUCAAGUUCAGAUCAAAACAAACAAAACAGACGAAUAACCUCCAGAACAACAAGCAAAAAAGUCCAAGACACGCGUGGGGAAAAAUCAAGGAUCACUUCAAAGUGUUCAAAGUGACGAAGAAACCAAACCCUGAAACGACCAAAGAAGCACGUUCACCCAUCUAAUCGAAACACGAAGAAGAGAAGCAUCCGUUCUACAGUAUCGUGACAAGAAGAAGAAGAAGAAAUCUGAUCUGAAACCAGAAGUUUGUGCCUACUCAACAGCUUUGACAAAGCACACGUCCCAACGCUGCUCCUAGCCCUCCUCAUCCUCACCACAUCUCCGACUCGCCACCGGAGUGUGGAGGGGGCUGCUACCUGCUAGUUUCCCCGUAGUUCCCCAAUCGUUUACUCCUCUUAUUCUCCCACUGUUUUCAUUUUAUAAAAGCCCUUUUUCAAAGCAGUGUUAUUGCACCUGCCUUAGCCUUUUUGAGCUCAUCUUCUCCUUUUUGGCUUUAUGCAACCAUCGACGACUUGUGCCAGAAACCUGUAACAAGUGUGUGUGUUCAACUGUGUGUGUGAAGAGAUCUGCAAGAACUCCUCCAAGUGGUCAACAAUAAAGGAACCAAGAAUCAUUUAAGAUGAGUUUUGAUCCCAACAUGCUCCAUAAUAAUGGCCAUACAGCCUAUGCCAACGGGAGCGGGCCGGGCAUCAGGGAGACGGGGGUGGUGGAGAAGCUCCUCACCUCCUACGGCUUCAUCCAGUGUUCAGAGCGCCAGGCCAGGCUCUUCUUCCACUGCUCCCAGUACAAUGGCAACCUGCAGGAGCUCAAAGUCGGAGAUGACGUGGAGUUUGAGGUGUCCUCUGACAGGCGCACUGGCAAGCCCAUAGCAGUCAAGCUGCUUAAGAUAAAGCCAGAGGUGCUGCCAGAGGAGCGGAUCUCGGGCCAGGUGGGGCCAGACCUGCACGCCUAUGCCUUAACUAUGCUGCAUGGUUAUAUUCAUCCAGUUGUCUCUGCCAUUCCUGCUUACCUGGAUGGGAAGUCUGCUCCGGGCCAGGUCCCCACUGGCAGUGUUUGCUAUGAACGAAAUGGAGAGGUAUUUUAUCUGACUUACACUCCUGAUGAUGUGGAGGGCAACAUCCAUCUGGACUCGGGUGACAAAGUCAGCUUUUACAUGGAGACCAACAAGCUUACUGGUGCAGUGAGUGCUCGUAACAUUCAACUUGUAAAGAAGAAACAAAUGCGGUGCCAAGGUGUGGUGUGUGCAACAAAGGAGGCCUUUGGAUUUAUUGAAAGAGCUGAUGUGGUGAAGGAAAUUUUCUUUCACUACAGUGAGUUUAAAGGAGACCUGGAGGCUCUGCAGGCUGGAGAUGAUGUGGAAUUUACCAUCAAAGAUCGAAAUGGAAAGGAGGUGGCUACAGACGUGAGACUGCUCCCUCAAGGCACAGUAAUCUUUGAAGAUAUCAGCAUUGAACAGUUUGAAGGCACUGUUACCAAGGUCAUCCCCAAGGUUCCAACCAAAAACCAGAAUGACCCCCUUCCAGGCCGUAUCACUGCACGCAUUGGGUACACAGACAAGGAGCUGCCCUUUGGAGAGAAAGACACAAAGUCCAAAGUGACCCUUCUGGAGGGAGAUCACAUCCAGUUUAACAUUUCCACUGACCGCAGAGACAAGCUGGAGAGAGCCACCAACAUUGACAUUCUGCCAGACACUUUCAACUUCACCAAGGAGACUAGGGAGAUGGGUGUGAUUGCAGCCAUUCGAGAUGGUUUUGGUUUUAUUAAAUGUGUGGAUCGGGAUGCCAGAAUGUUCUUCCACUUUAGUGAGGUUUUAGAGGAAGCCCCAUUGCACAUUUCAGAUGAAGUCGAGUUCACUGUUGUGCCUGAUAUGUUGUCAGCCCAGAGGAACCAUGCAGUACGCAUCAAGAAGCUGCCUAAAGGCACUGUGUCCUUCCACACUCAGUCGGAGCAGCGCUUCAUUGGAGUCAUUGAGAGAGAGGUGGUGUCUGCAGCCAAGAACGGCAGCCCCACAAAGGGCAAAGAGCCAAAAGAAACUGAUGAGGGAGUGAUUGCAUAUGAAGACUGUGGAGUGAAGCUGACCAUCCCAUACUAUGCCAAGGACCUGGAGGGAACAUCAUCCCCACAGGCUGGAGAUAAGGUGGAGUUUUCCAUCAGUGAAGUGAAGAGGACUGGCCAGCAGAGUGCAGUGUCUAUCAGAGUUUUGAACCGUAAUAGCUCCAAUGCCAAAAGACUGCAUGGUUUUGUGGCCACGCUGAAGGACAACUUUGGUUUUAUUGAGACUGCAAAUCAUGACCAAGAGAUCUUCUUUCAUUAUAGUGAGAUGUGUGGAGAUGUAGACAACCUGGAUCUGGGAGAUACAGUGGAGUACACCAUGUCUAAAGGAAAAGGAAAUAAAGUCAGCGCUGAGAAGGUUACGAAGGUGGCUCCAGUGAACAGUUUUGGUGAUGAUAUAACCACAACCAUCAUGGUAGGGAAAGUUGUCCGUCCUUUGCGCAGUGUGGACCCCUCCCAGAAUGAUUAUCAGGGACUUAUUGAAAUCACUGAAGAAGGUGGAAAUAAAGGCCAGAAUUAUCCAUUUGGAAUUAUGGGAAUGUCCAACAAAUCGGACUGUCUGCAGAAAGGGGAGUCGGUGAAGUUCCAGGUUUGCACUAUCCCACAGACUGGGCAGAAAAUGGGCUGCAACAUUGUCCCUCAGAGAAGAGCCACCGUGGAGUCGGUCAAAGAUCUGUUUGGGUUCAUCACAUAUGAAGUGGGUGACAGCAAGAAACUGUUUUUUCACGUUAAAGAGGUUCAGGAUGGCUUGGAGCUCCAGACUGGGGACGAGGUGGAGUUCUCCGUUGUCCUCAAUCAACGCACAGGAAAAUGUAGUGCCUGCAAUGUCCGCAGAAUUAGUGAAGGGCCUAAACAGGUUGUGGCCCCUCGUCCCGACCGCCUGGUGAACAGGCUCAAAAGUAUCACCCUGGACGAUGCCAGUGCCCCUCGUCUGGUCAUCAUCAGGCAACCUCGUGGUCCAGACAAUUCAAAGGGCUUCAGUGUGGAGAGGAAGACCCGUCAGCCCGGUGUGAUUGACUGAGCAAUACAAACCUGCCCUGCCCCGCUCGGAGAUGCUGGUGUGCUCCAGGGGCUAAGGGAAAUCUUGAUUGGAUCCAUGCGCAUACUCAAACAUAUUUGGCAUGUGUAACUGAUAAUCUGAAAGGGAAUCUCUCUCAUUUCCAUGUUUGACGUAGCUAACCGGAGUUCUGCAGUAUGUGAGAUCUCUGUGCGUGUGUGACGUGUCCAGAUGAUAUAGUGUAUGAUGGAAAUCGAGUGGUGAUUGUGUGGCUGUCCAUGUCCUGUCGACGAAUCUGCUUGUCUGGAAUUCUGCACCUGCUCUUGUCUAGUAGUCUGCUUGAGUGAGACUGUUAGCAUGUCUCUGCUUCGUUUUUUCCUCCCACAUUUAGUUUUGCGCCUUUACCCAUGGGAACUCUGGUUUCCGCAACUGUAUGCUUUCCUACAAGACGCAUAAAGCAAAAUUUCCUUCCAUAAGGAGGACUCAUAUGUGCGAGCUUAAACUGAAGACUCUUCUCUGCUCGUUUUUUUGAGCAGUUUUUAAAAUGCUUUACUUAAGAGCUGGAGUGGACGCAUGGUGUGAGUGACGUAUGUGGAUGUCUAAGUAGUUCAGAUAGGGUUUACUUGUACCAAUCAGGAGCCUUGGAUGCCGUUUUGGUAUUGACAUGCUCCACUUGAAGCAAUUUCCCCAGGUGCAGAAUUCCUUGUGGCAUCUUAUAUCUACAGUUCUUUUAUACAAUUUAUUUUCUUGUUUUUCUUUUUUCUUGCACAUAUUUUUUUUUUCUUUUUUUUGUUAUUCAAUUUGCUAAUAUUGAAUUAAAUAAGAUUAAGGUGCCUAAAGCAAAACAGUAAAAAAAAAAAAAAAACAACAAAAAACAAAUUAGAUGUAUCUUAUGUUUUCAGCCAUCCACAAAAUAUUGAGAACAAUCGUCGGUUGGCUUUUUUUUUCUAGUAGAAAUAAAACCGAUAUGCAUCCUGAACCUGUGGGUUGAAAUAUACUGUAUGUAAUGUGUGCUUUUUCUUAGUGAAACUUUAAGAUGAUAACAAAGCAACAAAGUUUCAGUGGAACAAAGGGGACAGAUGAACAAUAAAAUCAAAAGCUGAAUAGGAUUCUUUCAGGUUGUGGAAGAUGAGGCUGGAGAGCUAUAGCCUAUGUGCCUCUGCACGUUCAUUUACAGAUUUGAUUUUAGACACCGGGUUUCUGUUGAACCACGCACUGGUUCAAAUGUACUUUUGUUAAUGGUCUUGAAUGAAAUAAUAAAAAUUUUAUGAAAAUCA